CUACUGUGCAGUAAAACAUAAUUGUGUGUAGUAGCUGCUCAACGUCAAGUUCUUUUGAAAGAAAGCAGCUUCUUUGUCAAGUGCCUUUUAUCCAGACACAGCCCUCGGAGUACUACUGCACCGUUUGUCCUGGAAGCGAGUCCAUCUUCACAUUCCCCUCCGCUCUCGAGACGCCAUGGAGGCGCUGUGCGGUUCCGAGGGGUCGGGCUCCAAGUUUUGGGAUCCCAACAUCACAAUACAUACAAAUAAUCCUGACCUGCCAACUUGUUUUCAGAACUCUGUAUUGGCAUGGAUCCCAUGUUGCUAUCUCUGGGUUAGCCUUCCCUUUUACCUUCUCUACCUCAAACGCAACAAGAAAGGCUAUAUACUAGUUUCCAAGUUAAAUCGUGCCAAAACGGUUUUUGGUGUCCUGCUCUGGGUUGUCUGCUGGGCAGACCUCUUCCAUUCUUUCCAUGAAUUCAUCAAUAACAAAAUCCUGCCUCCUAUAUACUUCAUAACCCCACUGAUAGUUGGGAUCACAAUGUUAGUAGCCACCCUGCUGAUCCAGUUUGAGAGGCUGCGGGGAGUUCAAUCCUCAGGUGUACUGUUCAUGUUCUGGCUUCUGUCCAUAAUUUGUGGAAUAAUACCCUUCAGAUCCAAGAUCAUUACUGCAAUGGCACAGGGCCAGAUUGGUGAUAAAUUUAGAUUUGCAACUUUCUACAUUUAUUUCGCAUUUCUGUUUAUUGAGCUAAUCUUAUCCUGUUUUCGAGAACGACCUCCAUUUUUCUCUGCAAUCAACACAGACCCUAAUCCUUGUCCAGAGCUCAAUGCAGGCUUCCUGUCAAAGAUGACCUUUUGGUGGUUUACUAAGAUGGCUCUUCUGGGUUACAAACGUCCCCUGGAAAACAAGGAUCUCUGGAGUCUGAACAAACAGGAUGUAUCAGAUGCAGUUGUUCCUCAGCUUCUGAAAGAAUGGGAAGUAGAGAUUAAAGCCAAAAGGAAAGAAGAGGGUAUAUUUACUGAAACAUCUCCAGUGGUAAUGAACCAUCUAGAUGGAGGUCCUGAGGAGGCCACUGUCCUAAUUACUGAUAAGAAGAAGACUCCAAAAGAGCCAUCAUUUCUUAAUGCUUUGAUUCGAGCAUUUGGCCCCUACUUUCUUGUAGGGUCUAUUUAUAAACUGGCACAAGACCUACUCACAUUUGUCAACCCUCAGCUGCUAAACCUGCUGAUAGCAUUUAUCAAGAAUAAAGAUGCUCCUUCAUGGUGGGGCUUCUUGCUUGCAGCAUCAAUGUUCCUGUGUUCUGUAAUUCAGACUAUCAUCUUACACCAACACUUCCAGUACUGCUUUGUGACCGGAAUGAGACUUCGGACCGCAAUUGUCGGCAUCAUAUAUAGGAAGGCAUUAGUUAUCACAAACUCGGCAAAGCGCUCCUCUACUGUGGGUGAGAUUGUCAAUCUCAUGUCUGUGGAUGCCCAGAGGUUUAUGGAUCAGACAACCUUCCUCAACAUGCUGUGGUCUGCUCCGCUCCAGAUCUGCCUGGCACUGUACUUCCUCUGGCAGACUCUAGGACCCCCUGUAUUCGCUGGCUUUGCAGUGAUGAUAUUACUGAUCCCAAUAAAUGCAGCUAUUGCCAUAAAAACUCGGAAAUUUCAGGUAGAACAGAUGCAAUACAAAGAUUCCCGCAUUAAACUGAUGAAUGAGAUCUUAAAUGGUAUUAAGGUCUUAAAGCUUUAUGCCUGGGAGCCCUCAUUUCAAGCGAAAGUGCUGGAAAUUCGACAGAAAGAGCUAAACGUUUUAAGGAAAUCAGCCUACCUGAGUGCUGCAUCAACCUUUGCUUGGAUCAGUGCUCCAUUUCUGGUUGCCUUGACAACAUUUGCUGUGUAUGUUGCAGUUGAUGAAAAGAAUGUCCUGGAUGCCCAGAAAGCUUUUGUCUCCCUGUCACUAUUCAAUAUUUUGAGGUUUCCGCUAAAUAUAUUGCCCCAAGUGAUCAGCAGCAUCGCACAGACCAGUGUCUCUCUAAAGAGGAUACAACACUUCCUGUGCCAUGAUGAGCUUGAUCCAAACAAUGUGGAAAAAAAGAAAAUCUCUUCAGGCCAUGCCAUCACAGUACUAAAUGGGACCUUCAGCUGGGCUGUGGAAAGCCCAUCUGCUCUACACAGCAUUAAUCUAGCAGUUCCUAAAGGCUCGCUGGUUGCAGUUGUAGGUCAUGUUGGAUGUGGAAAAUCUUCACUCAUUUCUGCUCUUCUGGGAGAGAUGGUGAAAAUAGAUGGAGCUGUUUCAAUCCAGGGCACUGUGGCUUAUGUUCCCCAACAAGCCUGGAUCCAGAAUGCCACUUUGAAGGAUAAUAUUUUAUUUGGCCAGCCUUUCACUGAACACAAGUAUCAGAAUGUUCUGGAAGCAUGUGCUCUAAUUACAGACCUUGAGGUGCUGCCUGGAGGAGACUACACAGAAAUUGGUGAAAAGGGUAUAAAUUUGUCUGGUGGCCAGAAGCAGAGAGUCAGUCUUGCCCGGGCAUUGUAUAGUAAUUCAGAUGUUUACCUGUUAGACGACCCCCUCUCAGCUGUUGAUGCACAUGUAGCAAAACACAUCUUUGACAAGGUGAUUGGUCCAGAAGGAGCACUUAAAGGCAAGACUCGGGUGUUGGUGACACAUGGAAUCAGUUUCUUACCCCAGGUCGACCAGAUUGUUGUCCUAGUAGAUGGUAAAGUUUCAGAGAUGGGGUCUUACCAGGAACUCUUGCAACAGAAUGGUGCCUUUGCAGAAUUCUUACGAACCUAUGUUCUUGAUGAUGGAGAUAUAGAUGAAGAUGAGCCAACAGUACUUGAGGAAGAAGAUGUUUUUCUUGCUGAAGAAACAUUGAGUAACCACAUUGACCUGACUGAUGAGCCAGUGGCUAACGAAGCUCGCAAACAGUUUAUUCGGCAGAUCAGUGUGAUGUCAGCAGAUGGUGAUAUUCCAAAAAAGAUAUGCACAAGGCGAAGGCUGAGUGAGAAGAAACCUCUUGAGCCACCAGCUGAAAAGAAGAAAGAAGUUGAAAAACUUAUACAGGCUGAAACUGCUGAAACUGGAAGGGUGAAAAUGAAGGUGUUUUGGCAGUAUGUACAGGCAGUGGGCCCAUUACUGUCACUAUUUAUAUGCCUGUUGUACUGCUGCCAGAAUGCAGCUGCGAUAGGUGCAAACAUAUGGCUGAGCUACUGGACAAAUGAGGCUGUUAUUAAUGGGACCCAGCAAAAUAGACAGAUGAGGGUAGGGGUGUAUGCUGCACUGGGAAUCACGCAAGGCUUGCUGGUAAUGAUUUCUUCUUUUACACUGGCCAUCGGAGGCAUAGCCGCAGCCCGGACACUUCACAGUGCCUUGCUGGAAAAUAAAUUCCACACACCACAGUCUUUUUUUGAUACUACUCCUAUUGGACGAAUUAUCAAUCGUUUCUCCAAGGAUAUUUAUGUGAUUGAUGAAGUAAUCCCACCCACCAUCUUGAUGUUUUUGGGAACAUUCUUCACUUCUCUGUCAACCAUGAUUGUCAUCAUUUCCAGCACACCCCUCUUUGCAGUGGUUAUAAUCCCACUAGCUAUUCUGUACUUCUUUGCACAGCGAUUUUAUGUUGCAACCUCUCGUCAACUGAAACGUCUCGAGUCUGUUAGCAGAUCUCCAAUCUACUCACAUUUCUCAGAAACAAUCACAGGUUCAAGUGUCAUUCGUGCUUAUGGAAGACAGGACUCUUUUAUUUUAUUAAAUGAUAGAAAGUUGGAUGACAACCAGAAAAGUUACUAUCCAGGCAUUGUUUCUAACAGAUGGUUGGGCAUUCGAGUUGAAUUUGUUGGAAACUGUGUUGUACUUUUUGCAGCUCUUUUUGCAGUAAUUGGCAAGGACAGUCUCAAUGCAGGAAUUGUUGGGCUCUCGGUCUCCUAUGCACUACAGGUCACAAUGUCCUUGAACUGGAUGGUCCGAAUGACAUCUGAUUUAGAAACUAACAUUGUGGCUGUUGAAAGGGUGAAGGAGUAUGCUGAAACAGAAACAGAGGCUCCCUGGGUUAUUGAGAACAAGAGUCCUCCACCUAGCUGGCCUGAAAAGGGCAUCGUCAAGUUCCAAGAUUACAGUGUGAGGUACAGAGCAGGACUUGAUUUAGUACUUAAAGGAUUACAUCUGAAAGUAAAUGGAGGAGAAAAGAUUGGAAUUGUGGGAAGAACAGGAGCUGGGAAAUCUUCCAUGACACUCUCCCUGUUUAGAAUUCUUGAAGCUGCAGCAGGAGAAAUUAGAAUUGAUGAUGUGAAUAUUUCUGAAAUUGGCCUGCAUGAUUUGAGAUCAAAGCUGACCAUCAUUCCUCAGGAUCCCGUGCUGUUCUCUGGGACUCUACGAAUGAACCUAGACCCCUUUGAAAAAUACUCGGAUGAAGAAGUAUGGAAAGCCCUCGAACUAUCACACCUGAAAAAGUUUGUUAGUGGUCAGCCAGAUCAGCUCAACCAUGAGUGCUCUGAAGGAGGAGAGAAUCUCAGUGUUGGUCAGAGGCAGCUUGUGUGUCUGGCAAGAGCAUUACUUCGUAAAACUCGAAUCCUUGUACUGGACGAAGCCACUGCUGCAGUAGAUUUAGAAACAGAUGACUUGAUUCAGUCUACCAUCAGGACUCAGUUUGAAGACUGUACUGUGCUAACAAUAGCACACAGGUUAAACACAAUUAUGGACUAUACAAGGUAA
Molecule: messenger RNA, 4672 nt
Organism: Protopterus annectens (West African lungfish)
Lineage: Eukaryota; Metazoa; Chordata; Ceratodontiformes; Protopteridae
Gene: ABCC3
Product: ATP binding cassette subfamily C member 3
Exons: 30
Coding region: 176-4672 (1498 amino acids)
Biological process (GO): transmembrane transport
Cellular component (GO): membrane
Molecular function (GO): ATP hydrolysis activity; ATP binding; ABC-type transporter activity
Source: RefSeq, a predicted model, not a curated record